GAAACCAUGCCGCUCCUCGUCGGGAGGCUACUCGUCGUCGCCGCCGCGGCGAGCGCCAAGUUCUCCGCAACGUUCGAGGGCGACAGCACCGCGCCCUUCGUCGAGUCGACGAACGACCGCUACGCCAAUCAAGAUGUGGGCAUCGUCGACGGCGCGUUGAUGCUGAAGGAACCGAACCGCAUGUACGGCGUCGCGGCCGAGAUCAAGCCGCCUUUUAAAUUAGACGACAAGCUCGUGAUCCAGUACGAGUCGACGCUGACGGACGGCCUGACCUGCGGCGGCGCCUACGUCAAACUUUUAGAAUCACCAGUGGACACCUCGAAGUUCGACAACGAGUCGCCCUACGUGCUCAUGUUCGGGCCGGACCGCUGCGGCGCCACCGAUAAGGUCCACUUCAUCGUGCGGCAGAAGAACCCCAAAUCGAACACGUGGUACGAGCACCACUUGCGGGACGCGCCGCGGGCCAAGGCUGAUAGAAGCCCGCACCUCUACAAGGCGGUCAUUAAUAGUGACGACACCUUUGCUAUUUACAUUGACGACGAGGAGGCCUUCUCGGGAAGUCUCAUGGACGCCUUGGAGCCGCCCCUGACGCCGCCCAAGGAGAUCGACGACCCGGACGACUCCAAGCCCAAGGACUGGGUCGAUGCUGCCAAGAUCGACGACCCGGAGGCGUCGAAGCCCGACGACUGGGACGAGGACGCGCCGCGGGAAAUUGAUGAUGCGACCGCGACGAUGCCGGCCGGGUGGCUCGAGGACGAGCCUUUACUAAUCCCGGACCCGUCGGCGGAGGCGCCCGACGACUGGGACGACGAGGAGGACGGGGAAUGGGAGGCGCCGGUCUGGAUGCCGUGUCCUUUUACGCGUCGCGUCGCGUCGCGUCGAUGGCGUCGAGGCGGCUGGCGCGUAUCCCGCGAGUGGCGUGUCGCGUCAAUGGCGUAUGACCCAUGCCGCCGCCGCCACGCCGUGCCUCCACCCGCCACGCCGCGUCGAGGCGUGGCGUGGCGUGACGGCCCUCGAGUGCGCGUCGAACACACCGCCACGCCGUCGCCGCGCCUCACCCGUCUACCACCCACCGCAGGAGAUCGCCAACCCCAAGUGCGACAAGGCGCCGGGCUGCGGCCCGUGGUCGCCGCCGAAGAUCGACAACCCCGACUACAAGGGCAAGUGGUACCCGCCGCAGAUCGACAACCCUGACUACAAAGGGCCCUGGGCGCCGCGCAAGAUCCCGAACAAGGAGUUCUUCGAACCCAAAAACCCUUCCAAAAACCUGAAGCCCGUCGGCGCGGUGGCCGUGGAAGUCUGGACGACGAACGGCGGCAUCGCGUACGACAACUUCUACCUGGGCGGGUCCGAGGUCGAGGCGAAGGAUUCGGCAGCGUCGUACUACGCGAAGAAAGAGGAGGAAGCAAGGAAGGCGGCCGAGAAGAAGGCUCAGAAGGCCGCGAAGCGCGCGGCCAAGGGCAAGGGCUGGCGCGGGCUGCUGCUGAAGGCGAAGAAGGUCGGUCAAACGGUUUUAGAUAAGGCGCUCGACCAGCCUUUGGCCGCCGGCGGGACGCUGUUGGUGUUGAUCGUCACAUUGCUCAUGACGCGGAAGAAGAAGGCUGUUGUGGAUGAGGACGAGGCCGAGGAGGAGGACGACGACGAGGACGAGGAGGAAGAGUCCGAGGAGGAGGAGCCGGCGCCGCGGCGGGGGCGGCGCCGCACGCCGAAGGCGGACUAGGCCUGUUCCUUUUACCCCUUAUCAUAAGUUCACA
Pelagomonas calceolata is the source of this 1754-nucleotide messenger RNA. NCBI's taxonomy places the organism in Eukaryota, Pelagophyceae, Pelagomonadales, Pelagomonadaceae. The record is from the annotation of a GenBank genome assembly.